AUGCCCUGGAUCCUGCUCAUACUGCUGCUAUUCGGGAACGCUGUGGAAAUGUUCGCCCUAAACCACAGCAAGAAACAAGUGGGGGCCGGGCUGAAGGAGAAUUGCACCGGUUGUUUGAUCUGCUCCGAGGAAAACGGCUGUUCCACCUGCCAGCCACGACUCUUUCUCCACAUCCGCCGAGACGGCAUCCGCCAGUACGGGAAGUGCGUCCACGACUGUCCCCAAGGCUACUUCGGCGUGCGCGGCCACGAGGUCAACAGGUGCAAAAAAUGCGGAUCCACCUGCGAGAGCUGUUUCAGCCAAGACUUCUGCAUUCGGUGCAAAAAAAGGUUUUUUUUGCACAAAGGGAAGUGUGCCCCCACCUGCCCACCAGGCACCAUUGCCCACCAGAGCACCUGGGAAUGCCAAGGUAAGCCAGAAGCUCUCCCACGAAAUACACCCCGCAUACAUCCUUUGGUGAACAAGCAACCUCCACCACCCCCACCACCCCUGCACACACAGGCACAAAUUGUGAACUAG
Gracilinanus agilis (Agile Gracile Mouse Opossum) is the source of this 519-nucleotide messenger RNA. It is a transcript of the gene RSPO4, whose product is annotated as R-spondin 4. The coding region runs from base 1 to 519 and encodes 172 amino acids. The transcript has 4 exons. The record is from RefSeq and is a predicted model, not a curated record. NCBI's taxonomy places the organism in Eukaryota, Metazoa, Chordata, Mammalia, Didelphimorphia, Didelphidae.